Molecule: messenger RNA, 1694 nt
Organism: Carassius auratus (goldfish)
Lineage: Eukaryota; Metazoa; Chordata; Actinopteri; Cypriniformes; Cyprinidae
Product: adenosine receptor A1
Exons: 2
Coding region: 28-1005 (325 amino acids)
Biological process (GO): G protein-coupled adenosine receptor signaling pathway
Cellular component (GO): plasma membrane; dendrite; synapse
Molecular function (GO): G protein-coupled adenosine receptor activity
Source: RefSeq, a predicted model, not a curated record
GAGGAACCACUGCUACAGUUAGUGAAGAUGUCAACAGUAACUGAAAGUUUGGAGAAGGUGGACUUGAUUUACAUCUCCAUCGAGAGCACUAUCGCUCUGGUGUCGGUGCUUGGGAACGUGCUGGUGGUCCUGGUGGUUUACAUGAAUCAGGCUCUCAGAGACCCCACUUUCUGUUUUAUUGUCUCUCUGGCACUGGCCGAUAUCGCAGUUGGCGUUCUUGUCAUUCCGCUGGCAGUGGUCAUCAGCUUGGGUCUCAACACACUGUUUUACACCUGCCUCUUCAUCUCCUGCCUCCUCAUCACCAUCACCCAAAGCUCCAUACUGUCCCUGCUGGCCAUCGCCAUCGACCGCUUCCUACGCGUCAAAAUCCCCACCAGGUACAACAUCAUUGUUACACAGAGGCGGGCGUGGGUAGCCGUGGGUUUGUGUUGGCUCAUCUCGUUUCUGACUGGUUUAGUGCCAAUGGCCGGCUGGCACCUCAGCCCACCCGGAAAUGUCAGCACGACGCCCAUCAAAUGCCAAUUCACCAAAGUCAUGCGGAUGGAUUACAUGGUCUACUUCAACUUCUUUGUUUGGGUGGUGGUGCCCCUGAUCAUCAUGACCGGACUGUAUGCAGAGAUCUUUCGCGUGAUCUGCCGCCAACUCAACCGUCGAGCCGAGGCCACCUGCGACUCGAGCAAAUACUACCGCAAAGAGCUGAAACUUGCGAAGUCAUUAGCGCUAGUUCUUUUCCUGUUUGCACUUUGCUGGCUGCCACUGCAUAUUAUGAACUGUGUUGUGUUUUAUUGCCCGACAUGCAAUGUGCCCAAGAGUGCUGUUUACGUGGGUAUCUUUAUGUCACACGUCAACUCUGCACUCAACCCGCUGGUGUAUGCUUUCCGCAUCCAGCGCUUCCAUGAUACACUGAUUCAUAUCAUCCAGCGAUUUGUGCUUUGUAAAACUACAUCAGCCAUCCUGAGCCAGCAUAGUCCUGGACCGAUCACAGAGAAAACCCAAGUUCAGUAGAGACUGAGACUAAGGGGGAAUGAAAGUAUUUAAAUAUACAAUGAUGGAGAUGCAAUGCACAAUAUGGCAGAAUAAUACAGCCUACUACAUAAAAGAGCCAAUAGGCAAUUAGUAAAGUCAUUGCAUCGCUGCAGCUGCUAUUAGGAGCUCCAGUUGAAAUAGAAACAGUUUUUUGAGAGAUGCACUUAGGACUGUAUAUGUGCAUUGGCUGGUUUAGCAUGAAUUUGUAACAUUAUUUGAGCUUAAGAGACACAUUUAUGGGACCGUUUAUGUUAGAUUUUGAGAUUUCCACAUUCAAGUUCUCUUUUCAGACUUGGUCUUGGGUGCCUGAAAUAGCUGCCCAGAGGUGUUGCAAAAAUGGAACAGACUUUUACACACUGUCUGGGAUUGUUGCAACUGACUGGCUGAGAGAACUAUGCAAAUCAGGAAACAACACAAACAUACCCAAAAGUAUGAAUUUCUCCACAAAUUUCUCCAUUUUCCAUUCUGCACUCUACAUUGUGAAGGAUGCAGCGAACUACGGCAAUCUGGCAUUACUGCAGUCCAUGCACCCGAAUCAGCUCUUUAAAAUGCAGAAAGAGCACGUCUAUACUGUGUGUCUGGAAAUAUGCCUAGUUAUAAUGCAAUUUUCCAUCAUUUGAUGAAUUACUGCUGCCACGAUGUCUCGAAAAUAUAUACAAACAUCACUU